Molecule: messenger RNA, 3197 nt
Organism: Alternaria alternata
Lineage: Eukaryota; Fungi; Ascomycota; Dothideomycetes; Pleosporales; Pleosporaceae
Product: dimethylglycine dehydrogenase mitochondrial precursor
Exons: 1
Coding region: 333-2885 (850 amino acids)
Cellular component (GO): mitochondrion
Molecular function (GO): oxidoreductase activity; protein binding
Source: RefSeq, a predicted model, not a curated record
GCUAUGUAGUCCCGAGACGGUUUGCCUCUUCGAUCGUUACUAACCCCAAAAUGGACAUCAGGACCCUACAUCCACGACUGGCAUCUUCCCCACCAAUGUCGUAAGUAUCCCAUGCGGGGCGGUGGACUGAUUUCGUGCAUGACUCUGCGGUUGGAUUCGCCAUGGGAAUUAUUUUGCCAAUUGAAGUUUGCGCUGCGCUUAGUUUCGGCUUCUAUGAUGGCAGAGCACAGUGAAAUGGUCCGUUAUCGCGAGCGCAAACAGCCUUAAGAGGAGUUCCUCCUACAUUCUUUGGGAACCAAUUAUCCAAACCUAUACUCUUCAACUCUUUUGCAAUGGCGACCUCCCAGCGUGUUGUGAUUAUUGGCGCCGGUGUCGUCGGCACCAACCUCGCUGAUGAGCUGGUCUCACGAGGAUGGAACAACAUCACGGUGAUUGAGCAGGGCCCAUUGAGCAUGCCUGGUGGUUCAACGUCACAUGCGCCUGGCCUGGUAUUCCAGACGAACCCUUCCAAAACGAUGACUUUACUCGCCAAAUACACCGUCGAGAAGUUCUCAGCGCUCGAGAAAGACGGACAGAACUGUUUCAACCAGUUGGGUGGCUUGGAGAUCGCGACAAUCCCAGAACGAUUGGAGGAACUCAAGCGCAAACACGGAUACGCACAAUCAUGGGGCAUCGAAGCGCACUUGAUCAGCCCCGAAGAAUGUCUCAAGAAGUACCCUCUCCUUAACAAGGAUAUGGUGCUAGGUGGUCUUCACAUUCCAAGCGAUGGCUUGGCACUAGCAGCUCGCGCGACACAGCUACUUAUCGAAAACACACGCAACGCGGGUGUCAAAUACCUCGAGCAUACCGUCGUUACCGGAAUCGAACAAGCGAACGGUCAGGUCACCGGUGUGACAACGAACAAUGGUUCUGUACCGGCGGAUAUAGUUGUUUCGUGUGCUGGUUUCUGGGGUGUGGAGAUAGGAGCCAUGAUUGGACUCAAGGUCCCUCUUCUUCCUCUAGGGCACCAGUAUGCGAAGACUACGGCUGUACCAGGCCUCCAGAACCGCGAAGUCAACAAGAAGAUCAACGCCAUGAACGCCGAGUUGCCCAUAUUGCGACACCAAGACCAAGAUCUAUACUACCGAGAGCAUGGGGAGCAGUAUGGAAUUGGUUACUAUGGUCACCGGCCGAUGCCUGUCAAGGCCUCAGAUCUGGGUGUAACACCGAAACACGUUGAUGAGAAGCAUAUGCCUUCUCGCCUAGAUUUCACACCAGAAGACUUUGAGCCGGCCUGGAAAGCUACCAAAGAACUGCUUCCCAUUCUCCGCGAGACUGAGAUCGCUGACGGCUUCAACGGCAUCUUCUCUUUCACACCAGAUGGUGGAUCCGUUGUCGGACAAGCACCCAACCUCGAUAACUUCUGGGUCGCCGAAGCUGUGUGGGUAACACAUUCGGCCGGUGUAGCUCGAGCUGUCGCAGAGACCCUUACGGAGGGUCGUUCGACUGUCGACAUUGCGGAGUGCGAGUUAACACGAUUCGAGGAAGUACAGCUCAGCCCAGAAUACGUCAGCGAGACAUCACAACAGAACUUCGUCGAGAUCUACGACAUCAUCCACCCCCUCGCACCGAAAGAGAACCCUCGAAACCUUCGCGUCAGCCCGUUCUAUACUCGUCAACAGGAGCAAGGCGCUUUCUUCCUAGAAGUAGGAGGCUGGGAGCGUCCACACUGGUAUGAAGCGAAUGCGGAUCUGGUCAGCACCUUGCCGGAUGAAUGGAAGCCGGUCGAUCGCGAUGCUUGGUCAUCCAAGUUCUACUCGCCAAUCGCUGCGGCCGAGGCUUGGAAGACACGAAACGCAGUAGCAUUGUACGAUAUGACUACUUUCCAUCGAUUCGAGGUCUCCGGUCCUGGUGCUGUCCACCUGCUUCAGAGAUUGACGACCAGUGAUGUUUCCAAGCAGCCUGGCGCUAUCACCCAUACUCUCCUUGUCAAUGGCCACGGCGGCGUACUAAGCGAUAUUUUUGUGUCCAGGAUCGAGGAAGACCUGUUCCAAGUAGGCGCCAACACUGCGACCGAUCUUGCCUACCUCGCACGCGAAGCACGUCGUCAACAAAAGCACACACCUAGUCAGUGGGCUCAGGUACGAGACGUCACUGGCAGUACAUGCUGUCUUGGUCUUUGGGGUCCUCGCGCUGGGGACGUUAUCCGCACAAUCAGCUCGGAUGAUUACAGCAACAAAGGCUUGCCGUAUAUGGGUGUUAAGAAGACGAGCAUAGCUGGAAUUCCCGUCACGAUGUUCCGAAAGUCCUUUGUCGGCGAAUUCGGUUGGGAGGUUCAAACCACACCUGAAUAUGGCCUGCGCCUCUGGGACUUAUUGUUCCAGUCGGGCAAGCCCCACGGUCUAGUUGCUGCAGGUCGCGCCGCCUUCAAUGGACUACGAAUCGAGAAGGGUAUCCGAGCCUCAGGUUCAGACAUGACUUCUGAGCACAACCCAUGGGAGGCUGGCGUGACGUACGCGAUCCAGAUGGGCAAGAAGGCGGAUUACGUUGGUAAAGCGGCACUAGAGCAGCUUUCUAGGAAGGCAGCAUCUAAGCGACUUAGAUGCCUGACUGUCGAUGACGGACGAUCCAUGGUUCUGGGUAAAGAGCCAGUCUUCGUGGAAGGCGAAAGAGCUGGUUAUGUUACCAGCGCCGCUUUUGGUUACACGGUACGCAAGCCUGUCGCAUAUGCAUGGCUUCCGAGCAAUGUAAGCGAAGGAAAGUCUGUGGAGAUUGAGUAUUUCGGCAAGAAGAUCAGGGCCACAGUAACUCGAGACCCAUUGCACGAUCCUCAAGAACAGCGUCUGAGGGGUGAAGGAUCGUCCGAAAAGCCGGAGUUGCAGAAGAGACUGAAGUCGUUGUUGUAGGGAGGUUGCUGUAAUGUUUGACGACUUUUAUGAUUGCAUAUGAGCAUCGAAAUGGCGUGGCUGGGUUAGCCUUUAGGCGUUCGUCGACUGUAUCCGUAGUCUUGUGUUAUAUGUUAAAUUUGAUCCGUUCUCACUUCGACACGUGCUUCUGUGCUUGUAUCCUGGGCAUACGCCAAUGUUUAGAGUGUGUUGUGUUCUGAGUGGACUCCAUAGUUGAAGCGAACGCGUUUGACAGAUGCAGCUUGACGCGUUGCGGAAGUGGGCCACCGGUCACGUGACUAGUGGCAUACCUUAUCGAUAACAAGCAGUAAC